Falco peregrinus (peregrine falcon) is the source of this 726-nucleotide messenger RNA. RefSeq names its product coiled-coil-helix-coiled-coil-helix domain containing 10 (gene CHCHD10). The transcript has 4 exons. Gene Ontology annotation, cellular component: nucleus; mitochondrion. The record is from RefSeq and is a predicted model, not a curated record. Gene Ontology annotation, biological process: mitochondrion organization. NCBI's taxonomy places the organism in Eukaryota, Metazoa, Chordata, Aves, Falconiformes, Falconidae. Bases 91 to 498 code for a protein of 135 amino acids.
UCUGCGCACGUGCCGGGGCGGGGCGUCACGUGGUGGCGGCGGCGCCUCUUAAGGCGUCGCGCGGGGCGGGGGCGGGAGAGCGGCGGGGCAAUGGCGCGCGGCAGCAGGAGCGUGGGGCGGCCCGCGGCGGCACCGGCACCGGCCAGCCCUGCCCCCGCGGCCCCGGUGCCGGCGGCGCAGCCGGCGCAGCCCGGGCUGAUGGCGCAGAUGGCGAGCACGGCGGCCGGUGUGGCCGUGGGCUCCGCCGUGGGACACGUCGUGGGCAGCGCGCUCACCGGCGCCUUCAGCGGCGGCGGCUCCGAGCCGGCCAAGGCGGCUCCGGCCCAGGAGCCGCGACAGCAGCCCGUGUACCAGCAGCCGGCCUACGGUCCCUGCCACUACGAGAUGAAGCAGUUCCUGGAGUGCGCCACCAACCAGCGAGACCUGACCUUGUGCGAGGGCUUCAACGAGGCCCUGAAGCAGUGCAAGUACAGCAACGGUGUUUCUUCUCUCCUGUGAAGAAUCUGUCCCCGUGUAGGGAAGAGGAGCCUGAUGUAGAGCCCGGCUGCCCGCAGGGAGCAGAAUGGUCAGGGGAUGAGCUGGAGGGAACAGACUGACCCGAUGGGAGUCUGCUAGUGGUAAUCCACUUCUGGGCUGGUAGGGAAGGAGAGGAAUGUUUGGACCUGUGGGAGCUUGGAAUUCAGAUAGUGCUGUAUUAUAGAGAAAUAAAGGAGUCUGGAUCCAUCA